Messenger RNA from Gryllus bimaculatus (two-spotted cricket), 3355 nucleotides. Lineage: Eukaryota; Metazoa; Arthropoda; Insecta; Orthoptera; Gryllidae. The record is from the annotation of a GenBank genome assembly.
UCAAUGCACAGAGUAAGGCCCUGACAGUAAAGCCGUGGCAAUAUCGGACUGAAGGAUCGCGGGUUCGAGUCCCGCAUGUGUUCGUCCUUCCGUCCCCAUCAUAAUCAUAUCGUGUCAUCUUCAUAGUCACCAUAACGUUAAACUCAAUGGUGGACACUAAUGACCUAGAUUUUGAUGCUGUCUUAAAUCACAAAAAAGUAUAGAUUUUUAUCUUUUUUCUAUUUGGAUGAAACAUCCUUUGGCAGACAUCGGCCAAGGAGGUUGUAACCUCCUUGUCAGCGGGGAUAACGUUUAGGAUUGGUUUUUCUCUUUGCACGUUUUCUGAGUCCUGAGCAUGUGUGUGUUUUGUGGGGGGAAGUAGGGUUAGGUUGACCGCGUGCUGUUAACAGUUCAUGUUGUUUCCCCGAUUGUGCGAUUGUGCGGAAGCGAUUGUGAAUUUAUAUAUUUUUAAGUGUAAAUCUCUGCAGAGUCAAGAUGCGUAUUGAAACGUGUUAUUUCUGCUCAUCAAGGAUUUAUCCUGGCCAUGGAAUUCAAUUCGUGCGCAAUGAUUGCAAGAUAUUUAAAUUUUGUCGAUCGAAGUGCCAUGCAGCAUUUAAGAAAAAGAAGAAUCCUCGUAAAGUUAAGUGGACGAAAGCAUUCAGAAAAACUGCUGGUAAAGAACUUGCUGUAGAUCCAUCUUUUGAAUUUGAAAAAAGGCGUCAUGUUCCCGUGAAAUACGAUCGUGAAUUGUGGACUAAAACCGUGGAAGCCAUGAAGAAGGUUGUAGAUAUCCAGCAAAGGCGACAAUCACAUUAUGUUAUGCAGCGACUUAGAAAAGGUCGUGAUGUGGAAAUACAAGCAGAUAUUCGCACAGUCCAGAGAGAUCUGUCUCUCAUCAGGUCUCCAGCUGCUGGUCUUAAAGAACGUCGUGCUGAAGAAGAAUCUAUUGCUGAAAAAGUUCAUGAAUCAGAUGUUGAAAUGGAAAUACCACAUGAGGAGGUCACUCUUUAGUUUGAGUGAAUUUUCAAUUUUAGUUUCAUGUAUAAUUUGUAAAUUUCCAUCAAAAUAAGUUCGAAAUGCUUUUUCUUCAAUAAAAUUGUACUGUGGAGUUAUAAAUUGAUGUUCAAAUCAUUUUGAACUAAUUUAGAGGACAUAGGUGGCUUGCAUGUUAGGCUUCCGAAGAGUGUUUCUCAAAUUUUUGUUGAAUAAAAUUAUCUUUACCUGGUUGCCCAAGUAUUGUGAUGGUACAUUACCAGGAUAUACCAAGUAAGUCUCUUAAAUGCUAAUUUCAUCAUUAUUGCAAGUUAUAUACAUGUUGGAUACUACACAAAAAAAAAAAAAACGUUUUCUUUACCGACUCUUAAUUACUAAAAUUAUUUUAAAUGAAUGAUAUAAAUUCUUUUGUAUAAAUUCUACUGUUUGUCCUAUAUUUGAAUACCCUUCCUUAUUCAUGUGAAAUGACUGUCACAGAUGUGACAAUUUGCUGUCGGUGUUCUGUUAGCCUGUAAGGGAAACUGAGGUGAUACCACUGUUAAAUAAGGCCAACAAGCAUAUUUUUAGCAUUUGUAACUGCAGGGCCAUUAUUUGUUGAAAACCAGUUGUUACUUCAUACUUCUGUUGGCUACUGCAUCAUUGGAGAGGGUGCUUCAUGGUCACUUUAAUAUAUUUUCUAGCACUACAACUGUAACUUACCAGUCACACUAAUGGGGGAGAGCGAACAGUGGAUCCUAGCAUAGGUUUUUUUUCAAUUAUCUUUGUUUAGGUAAUGUAUUCCUGUUGCACCUUUUGGGCCUUAUAUUAUUAGAACCUUUCCCAACUCUCUUUAAGUGAUAGUUUCAGCUUUCAACGUUUGUCAGAUGUUUACAAAACAUUUCAAAACAGUUUUCAACUAUAAUCGCUUCCUAAAAACUACUGGACUGUUUGAGACAGGCCUUCCAUCAUGUAAUUGUAUUUUCGUAUCUGUUAAUUAAGAGUUGUGCAAUUGGGUCAGCAGUUUGAGUGUUGAAAUAAUUCUUUAAACACUCAGAGAGGCUAGUUCUAUAUUCCCAUGUAAAGAAUCGUAAGUUAACACAAUGAUAAGUGUUUAUGGCCUUGCCAUACCCCCAAAACAAAAUGAUUGUAAUAUGAUGCUAAAUACAUGUAGAAUCUUACUUGCUCUUCUAUCCACAAAUUUUUUUUUUCCCAGUUCAAUUUCUUAAUUGUUUUUAUCAAAAAACAGUUAAAUAUUAAUAAAAAGUGCUGUUAACAAAUCACGAUUAUCAACAUUUAAAAGCUCGACAUUAUUUGUUACCGAUUUUAAGAUUAUAAUAUAAAUUUGGUAAUAUUAUGUCUUUACCAAAUGUUUGUUAAAAGUGUUAAUAAGGACAUUUUUCAUUUUCACUCAUUACCAUUAUUUUACUCUUGAAAUUUUAGCCAAAAGUGCAAAAACAGACCAUACUAGCCAAUCACAGAAGAAUAACAGUGAUUAAUCGUCUUUUAAUUAUCACCUCCUCCAAUCCUAAUUAUUGCUUUGCUUCUGUUCAGUGUGCACAAACAGCACAAUCUUAUAAGUAUGAUUGUGCAAUCUUUGCACUUGAUGUAAAUCAGCUGUUGCUCAUUUAGCAGCUGCUGAUAUAUCCAACCGCUUAUAUGUCAAGCUAGUUCAGAGCAAUAAACGAUUAUAAUGGCAGCUUCUUUAACAAAUGAGCGUUGCCAAAGACCGCAAAACACUGAUAAAUAUUUUUCCACUGCUGAGUAGUAGAAUCAGCUGGAUGGAUUUUGUAAUUGAAUGUAUUUUCAUGAUGUGUAAGUUAGAAAUAGUUUUCACGAGAGAUUGAUUGACUUCUGCUAUCAUUAAUUACAAAAAAUUGUAUGAAAUAUGCCAUCAGACAGGAGAAUGACCCUGAAUUCUGAAAACCCCAUGUUGGUCUUGUGAAAACUAUCAGAAUUCUGUUGGUACUCUUUGAUAUUGCAUGUUCAGAACUUUCAAAUUAACGUGCACUGUAUGUUUUGCAAUUCGAGUAAUUGAUAUUUAUAAUAUCUAUUGAUUGAUCGUUCUGACUAAUGAUCAAUUGAAUGGGUGUUUAAAAAUUUAAAUUAAAAGAUUUCAUGCCUUCAACAACUUUAUUAUCUAUGGUUGAAUGGUAUCAUUAAGUAUAUAAAUGAAAAAUAAUGCUCUGUGUUUGUUCUGAUUUCUUUGAAGGGUACAACUGGUCACCAAACACCUUCAAAAUUUAAUAAAUAUUAUCCACUUUGAUCUUUUCAAGUCAAACUUUAUGAAAUUAAAAUUACUUUACCUCAGUACUUUGAGAACAUGUGUCCUAAAAACCCUCGACUUACUGUGCAUUCAGCUCAAAAUCCAAGUCAGUCGAGUUUGCCAGGAUAAGGAGUAAAAUAU